AUGGGUGGCCAGCAACUCUUCGAUAAUGAUGUCUCCCCGCUUCAGCCCCAAAUCCUUUCCUCCAAUUUCCCUAUCAAACUUCAAGUCAGGAGACUUCGAAACCAACACGGGUCGAAUUUACGCCUCCUAUGGGAGUAUGAGACACACAACACCUACAUCCUGAAUGGCUGGGGAUUCACCAUCUACCGUGCGGCCUUCGGUCCAGGUUUCGACGAACGCUUUGCAGCCGGCCUCAAACGUCUUGAAAAUUGGUUACGGUUUAUAGUACGGCAGAGUCGCUACGAUGCGUUCGGAAAGCGACAGGACUUACCGUCCGAUCCCGAUUCGGAUGCGGCCGCUUUGCUGGCUGAACGCCUCUGGAACGAGGUAGUGGAGGAAUAUCCAGACAAGGAGAAGAACAUCUCGGGCGGAGAGGAGGGAAGCGAGGACUUUGCGCCUGUCGGUAAGGCCUUUAUCCGCUGGGCCAACGAGCUGGGCAAAGAUUUAUCGCAGCGCAAUGCCAGGUACCAUCACUGUCUGGUUCUGGAUGAGACUGCAUUGAAUUCUACUCUCGAGGGUUCACUUGAGAAGGUGCCUGAGUUGAAAUCACGUCCAGCCGGGUCGCAAGAGGGCCGUGAGCUCACGCUCACCUGCGAGGGGCUUGGGUAUGGGUGCUGGGCCGCGAAACAAUGA
Molecule: messenger RNA, 672 nt
Organism: Parathielavia appendiculata
Lineage: Eukaryota; Fungi; Ascomycota; Sordariomycetes; Sordariales; Chaetomiaceae
Exons: 1
Coding region: 1-672 (223 amino acids)
Source: RefSeq, a predicted model, not a curated record